This is a messenger RNA of Macrosiphum euphorbiae (potato aphid), 1392 nucleotides long. The record is from the annotation of a GenBank genome assembly. NCBI's taxonomy places the organism in Eukaryota, Metazoa, Arthropoda, Insecta, Hemiptera, Aphididae.
AUGAAGGUGCUGAAAAUAAUGAAGUCUGAACAUGUUGAUCGACUUUUGAAUAAACAUCCAAUUGGAAUUCAAAUAUUAUUUAGUUAUCAUUUAGAAAAUUGGCAAAAGUCUCUGUCACAUAAUACUGUAACAAGCAUAACAAUGCCAUCGACCACUUCAACUUUUCCUCUAAAAAAAUCUAAUAAUGUUAUUAACAUCAAACUCAAUGAUAUAUUAAACUCAUCUAAUACAGGAACAAUGAUAAUUGAUUAUUAUAAAGUAAAUAACAAAUUAAAUGAUAACAUAAGAUCAUUACUAGUGGAUACUGUCAUUAAUUAUAUAAUAACAAAUAAAUUAUCAAUGUCAGUUAGUUUAGCUGAUUGUAUUGGAAAUCAAAUUGUUGCUAUUUUCCCUUCAGAAGUAAAAGAUACAUACUUUAUGAAAUAUGAAGCGAAUAAAAAUUCAAAAGGAAAACUGUAUGCAAAGUUUUAUAACUCUAUGAGAACCUUAAAAUCAAGUGGCCUAAUAUCUUCUAUUUCACGCAUCAGAAUUCCUGAGAAAUUAAAUAAUCGAAAACAUGAUGUACACUUUGAUCCAGAAAAAGAUAUAAAUUACAUCCUUGACCAAAUUAGGCACGAUACCAACUGUCCAUUUCCUGACCUAGAAAGAAACUGGAAAGCAACUACAAAGUUUAGGCUAAAUGAAAUCCAAAAAGCUUUGAAUACUGGUGACAUACUCAAUAAUUGGAACGGCUUUACAAAACCUCUUGGUUACAGACUGGUUGACAUUGAUUUCAAUACAUUGUAUCCAGAUAGCCCAAAUUUAAUGAAUAUAUUUGAAGAAAAAUCAUCAAAAAUUUUAAAAAAACUGGACGAAAAAAUUAAAGACGUGACAAGCCGUAAAUUACUCGAAACCAUAAAGAAUGAUGAUUCAAACAUAAGUCAAAAUGGAAUGCAUACAGUUUUAUUUUAUUUGUUACAUGCUAUAUUUAUACCUACAUCCAAAAAAGUCACAAAAGAUCAUGCUGGAAAAAAAUGUUUAGUUAAAUAUACCAUAAAAGAUUCCCAGAAUAGUUUUAUAAUUUUUAAAAAUUCUGUGUGCGAAUUAGAAGAAUAUAUAACUGUAAAGAGAAAUGAGAAAAAUCCAAUUCAACCAUUCAUAUUAAUUGUUGGUACACCAGUAAAUCCUAAAGAAAUAGUAAUUUUUUUUGAUUCUAUAAAAUAUAAAGUGUUUUCAAUAUUAAAUGCAAUCGAUGUCUGCUUCAAAUUAUUCCACUUAUUUAAUUUGGAGUAUCCAACAGAAUCAUGUUACGUAUGGCUAUUCAUUCAAAAAUUUUUUUAUAAUAUAAACACAAAAUUUGAUACACCUUGUCACACAUUAGGACAAAUAUUAUCAGAUUUAAGUAAGCCAUGA